AUGGCAAAUACGGAAGAACCAACGAAAGUAUAUCGUGAUGUCGACCAUGCCCCAGUCACUUCAGUCCUCCCAGAUGGCGACGUGCCCAUAACCGAUCAUGCGUUGAACCCUGACGAGGCCGUCCUGGUAGCGUUGGGUUACAAGCAAGAAUUCAAGCGCGAGUUUUCAUUGUGGACGACUUUCUGUGUCAGUUUUGCCGUCUUGGGGCUUCUCCCCUCGUUCGCGAGUACAUUGUAUUAUGGCAUGGGUUACGCCGGUACGGGUGGUAUGGUUUGGGGUUGGUUGAUUGCCAUGAUUUUCAUUCAGUGCGUUGCUAUGGCCAUGGCGGAGUUGUGUUCUGCGAUGCCGACCAGUGGCGGUCUAUACUAUGCAGCAGCUGUCCUCGCACCACCCGGUUACGGCCCCUUUGCGGCCUGGAUCACAGGUUGGUCAAACUGGAUCGGACAAGUAACAUCUGCCCCAUCAGUCGACUACGCAUUAGCCGCUAUGAUUCUCGCUGCGGCCAGUAUCAACAACCCGGAUUACGUCCCGACAAACUGGCAAGUGUAUCUUCUUACUGUGCUUAUUCUCCUCAUCCACACCAUGGUCAGCAGCAUGCCUACCAAGUGGAUCGCAACAUUCAACUCAUGGGGUUCAACAUUCAAUAUCAUCGCGCUAGUCAUCGUCCUCAUCACUAUUCCAGCAGCGACUAGCAACCACCCCAAAUUCUCAUCGUCGAGCGAUGUCUGGGGCACAAUCCACAACGGCACCGACUACCCCGACGGUGUUGCCAUCCUCAUGUCCUUCGUAGGCGUCAUCUGGACCAUGUCAGGCUACGACUCCCCUUUCCAUUUAUCCGAGGAAUGCUCCAACGCAAACAUCGCCUCUCCGCGCGCUAUCACAAUGACAUCCGCCAUCGGCGGCCUGCUAGGCUGGUUCCUGCAGCUUGUCGUCGCCUACACCGUGACCGAUAUCGAUUCCGUUAUAAGCUCUGACUUGGGUCAACCAUGGGCCUCGUACCUACUACAGGUCCUACCGCAAAAGACAGCAAUAGCCAUCUUAUCUCUAACAAUUGUCUGCGGCUUCUCAAUGGGACAGGGAUGCAUGGUUGCCGCUUCCAGAGUGACCUAUGCCUACGCCCGUGACGACUGUUUCCCCCUUUCCGGAUUAUGGAAACAAGUAAACACCCGUACCCAAACACCCGUCAACGCAGUCAUCCUCAAUAGCGUCCUGGGUAUCCUAAUGUGCCUCCUAAUCUUCGGCGGCAGCGUCGCAAUCGGCGCAUUAUUCAGCAUCGGCGCAAUCGCUCAAUUCAUUGCCUUUGCAAUCCCCAUCGCUAUCAGGGUAUUCAUCGUCGGUAAUCGGUUUAGACCUGGACCAUGGAAUUUGGGGAAAUUCAGUAAGCCCAUCGGUGCUGCGGGAGCGGCUUUUGUGUUGCUCAUGUUGCCUAUCCUGUGUUUACCCAGUAUGACGGGUAGUGAUUUGACGGCUGAUUUGAUGAAUUGGACUUGUUUGGUGUAUGGGGCUCCCAUGUUGGCGGUUACGAUUUGGUGGGUUGUUGAUGCGAGAAAGUGGUUUAAAGGUCCCAAGGUUAAUGUUGAGCAUGCUUUGUAUGGGGUUGAGGAUGUUCUGGGUGUGCCUCCGUCCCAGGAGGAGAAGGAGGAUGAUGAGAAUGCUACUGCCGCUGUCUCCAAGGAUGGCGCUGAUAGUAAAGUCGCUUUAACUUGA
Molecule: messenger RNA, 1707 nt
Organism: Talaromyces stipitatus ATCC 10500
Lineage: Eukaryota; Fungi; Ascomycota; Eurotiomycetes; Eurotiales; Trichocomaceae
Product: amino acid permease
Exons: 2
Coding region: 1-1707 (568 amino acids)
Biological process (GO): transmembrane transport
Cellular component (GO): membrane
Molecular function (GO): transmembrane transporter activity
Source: RefSeq, a predicted model, not a curated record